AUGAGUGUCAUGGAGAAGGGAGAGAGCAUCACCAGCGAGCUGCCCCCGAAGCGCAAGACCCGCGACAGCUGCGACGCCUGCGCCAAAUCCAAGGUGCGCUGUGGUAAGCAGCAUCCGCGAUGUGACAGAUGUGUGGCACGCAACAAGCCUUGUAACUACGGCUUCAUCCGACCACGAGGACGACGACGUCUCUCGCAAUUUUCAACGGGGGGCAUAUUCACUCCGGUCAACGACAUACAAAAUGGCUCACCCCACCGGGCCGACAACAACAGCGACAACCACCUGUUCCAACACAUCGACCUCUUCAACACAUUAGGCUAUCAAGAACUCGAAGCCAUUGCAGAGAAGCUGAACGACUUCUCUGCGACCGACCCGCUGCUCCCGAACCCGCCCACUAGCGUGGGACAGAACGACUUCCAACUCAUCGAGGACUGGCAGACUAUGGACCAGGAGCUGGAGCGGCUGCUGGACAUCACCACGCCGCAGCCCACCCCAACCCUCGGAGUCCCUUAUCAAUCCAGCUCGCAAUCCAGCAUUCAAAUUGGCGUCUCUUUCCUCUCCACCUCCUCCCCCUCAUCCGUCUCCUCCCCAUCACCCAGCGUCUCCUCCCUCCACGGCCAAUCCUGCAUCACACUCACCUUCAAGACCUUGCAAACUCUCCACGCGCCCUCAGAGAAAUGCGUUCUAAACUCCAGCUCUCUGUCACCCCGCAGCCUGGACGCCGUCCUGUAUCUCAAUCAGAAGGCCAUGAGCAAUCUUUCUCUGGUCAUUGGCUGCCCCUGCUCGCUAGACUUCAGCUUCGCGCCGCUCAUCGCGCAGGUCAUUUCCAACAUCCUGGUCUGGUAUCAAGCCAUUCUGGAUGGCUGCGAGGCCAUGACCGAGACGGCGAACAUGCAGCCAACCACAAACGCAACCCUCGUGCGCGUCCUCCCCAUCAAGAUCGGGCAAUACGAGCUCAGCGAGGGCGACCACCGCCGCAUCGUCACGCAGAUGGUCCUGAACGACCUGAACAAGCUGCGGGUCUUGGUCGACAGCUUCACGCAGUCGUACUGUCGACGCGAAGCCUCGCCCGGCGACGCGGACCAGUCCAUGUGCUCGAUUCUGGAGUCAGUGCUGCGGCGCAAGCUGGAUGACACCCUCGGUUCUGCGGUUCUAAAAAUGACGGAUUAG
Aspergillus saccharolyticus JOP 1030-1 is the source of this 1170-nucleotide messenger RNA. RefSeq lists its product as uncharacterized. Bases 1 to 1170 code for a protein of 389 amino acids. The record is from RefSeq and is a predicted model, not a curated record. NCBI's taxonomy places the organism in Eukaryota, Fungi, Ascomycota, Eurotiomycetes, Eurotiales, Aspergillaceae. Gene Ontology annotation, biological process: aflatoxin biosynthetic process; regulation of DNA-templated transcription. Gene Ontology annotation, molecular function: DNA-binding transcription factor activity, RNA polymerase II-specific; DNA binding; zinc ion binding. Gene Ontology annotation, cellular component: nucleus. The transcript has a single exon.